AUGCUAAGUUUUGCUGAUAUCAUAGCUCAGGCUAAGGAGGAGGAUGUUGCUUUAGUGCAAGAUAAAGAUAUAUUCUACUUAGUUCUCAAUACAGAACAAAACUUUUUAACUUAUUCAUUGAUUGAUAAAGUCCAUAGAUUUCUUGACUAAAUUGAAAAUACUCCAGGUGCUGGAUGUCUAGUGACGAUCGGAACAAAAAAAUUCUUCUCCACAGGCUUUGAGCUAAGUCAUUGGAUGAAGGACUUUAAUGAAGCAUAUGUUCAAACCUUAAUUGCUUAAAAAUUAUUCGCAAGAAUCCUUACAUUUGAAAUACCUACUCUUAGUGUUUUCAAUGGACCUGCUAUAGCUGGUGGACUUUUGUUAGGACUGGCCCAUGAUUUUAGAAUAAUGAAAGAAGAUAAGACUUAUGUCUGUUUGUCAGAAAUUAACUUGGGAUUUUCAGUACCUUCUGGAUUAUCUCAGCUAAUAAAGAAUUAAGUUCCUCCUAAAUCUUCAAAGAAUUUGAUAUAUGGUGGCAGAUUCAAUAGUUAGUAAUCAUUAAAAUUGGAUGUGGUUGAUUAAUUAUUCAAAGAUGAAGCUUAAAUGAUGACUCAAAUAAGGGAAUUUGCAAAAGAAUAUGCACCUAAGGGCUAGCAUAGAUCAUCACUUAGAGAUUUGAAAUAAAAUAUUCACAAGAAUACCUAUAGAGAUUUGUUAAAUGAAGGUCUUACCUUAGGUAUUGUUUAAACAAAAUCAGGUCCUAAGCUUUGA
Stylonychia lemnae is the source of this 750-nucleotide messenger RNA. Lineage: Eukaryota; Ciliophora; Spirotrichea; Sporadotrichida; Oxytrichidae. The record is from the annotation of a GenBank genome assembly.